Rubroshorea leprosula is the source of this 1138-nucleotide messenger RNA. The record is from the annotation of a GenBank genome assembly. Lineage: Eukaryota; Viridiplantae; Streptophyta; Magnoliopsida; Malvales; Dipterocarpaceae.
CUUCUUUCACUUUAUCUAAUAUUUAAAUUUCAUGUUCUUAAAUAUUAAACCACUCCCUUUGAUAAAUUUUUAUACGAAUUUACAAACAGAAUGCCUUUGAUUUUUAUUUUUCUUCAAUCAAAAUUUGAAAAUUUUUCUUAGAAGAUUUUCACAGAAUAUUUCCUGUUUGCUUCUCUGUUUUUCAUAUUCAGAAUUCUUCUUCUCUAUUGAAGUGCAGAAAACCUAAAACUUAAAAGAGCUAAAUUUAUUAGGGAUCAACAGCGCCAGGCAGCAGAAUGAGUUGUUGCAGACGUCGUCGUCCAUUGGAGGCAUGUGGACUUUCAAUGUAUGCUAUAGCACAAAGUGUUUACACAAAAACGCAAGGUCUAAACGGACCAUUAGGUUCAAUGAUGAAGAAGACAACAAAACUAGUUGCUGCGUUUUCUCCUCUUCUCUGUGCCUUGCAAUGCCAAUUGUUAGUCAUUAUUAGUUUCCUUGAUGAUUACAUUCUUGCUUUGGAAUCCAAGGUUGAAAAUAUUUUCCCACCAACAAAGCAUAUAUUCGAUAAAACUGAUGAUUUUGUAAGAACAGUCGAAACUCUCCCUGCAAAAUUUGAGGAUGCAAUGAACAAAUUCCCAAUGAUCAUCCAUCAUGUUCCAUUGUUGGAUUGGACAUUGGUUCACACCAUCUCCUGGCUCAAUUUCUUGACCUCGAUAUUAACAUAUUGGGGGUUGCAUGGUACAAAGGAAAAAGAAAUUGGAAUUGAUAAAGACUACAACGAGUACAUGGAUCAAUCAACAACAAUUAACAAAGCUCAUCAUCAUCAUACAGUGGAAUCGUCCUCAAAUCGGGUUAUGAAAGGUACUUAUAAAGAGGUGUUGGAGAAGGGGAUGUCAAAGAAUGAAGAAAAGAAAGAGGAUUUUGGAAAGAAAGGUGAGGCUUUUAAGGAAGGAGAAGAGAAGGAUAUCAUGGUGAGUGGUGAUCCUAUUCUAGAGCUGUUUGAGUCGACUUGGCUAAUGAGGCCUACAAGCAAAGGCAGAGAUAAUAUGCUUUCAAGAUCAGUUUCGUAUACUUAAAUGGGCUUAAUUAGAUGGAAAAUUAUGGUAAUAGACAAAACUUAUCAUAACUCUGAAUCAGAAAAUAUACAAAUUAAGAUGUU